UAUUCUAGAUCUAGAUUCUAGUCUAUUUGUACCUUAAAAUAUUCCUGUAAUAUUUACUCAAUAUCUCUAUCUGAAAAAAGGCUAUAUCUUUUUUUUUUUUUUAACAUAAAGAUUCUAGAUCUAGAAUCUAGAUAUAAUAUUUUAAUAGCGAUAAAAUUUAACAAUAAAUUAGUCUCGCAGUAAACGAUAAUCAAAACUACACAAGUAACGUUGACGUCAAACUCAACAGUCCCUAAUGAUGAGUGAGCGAGUCUUCUUAUUACUGAACUUCAUCUGAGUCAUUUCUAAUUGAUUUUCUGGUUUACUUUUUUUUUUUAAAUAGAUCUACAGAUCAUAUUUUUUAUCUAUCAUCUCAUGUCCAUAGUUGUCCACCAUAUCCAAGCCAACCAAUAACCUGAUGGAUAUUUAAUUUACUGUGUAUACAUUAUUUAUUUGUUUGCUGUGAGAUCAGUCAGCAAUCAUGAGCAAACACUCAAAUCUUUUUUAUACUGUGGAAGUUGGAGAUUCUACUUUCACAAUUCUCAAACGUUAUCAGCACCUGAGACCUAUAGGAUCUGGAGCACAAGGGAUUGUGUGCGCUGCCUGUGAUACACUGACAGAUACUAAUGUUGCUAUCAAGAAACUGAGUAGACCAUUUCAGAAUGUCACUCAUGCAAAAAGAGCUUAUAGAGAAUUUGUCCUAAUGAAACUUGUAAAUCAUAAAAAUAUCAUUGGAUUGCUCAAUGCAUUCACCCCUCAGAAAUCCCUAGAGAGUUUUCAAGAUGUUUAUUUAGUGAUGGAGUUGAUGGAUGCUAAUUUGUGCCAGGUGAUACAAAUGGACUUGGAUCAUGAGCGUAUGUCUUAUUUAUUAUACCAAAUGUUGUGUGGCAUAAAGCAUUUGCACUCAGCUGGGAUCAUCCAUAGGGAUCUGAAGCCAAGUAACAUUGUGGUCAAAUCUGACUGCACUCUAAAGAUAUUAGACUUUGGGUUGGCCAGGACAGCUGGCACUGGGUUCAUGAUGACACCCUAUGUUGUCACACGAUAUUACAGGGCUCCUGAGGUUAUACUAGGAAUGGGAUAUAAAGCGAAUGUUGAUAUUUGGUCAGUAGGAUGCAUCAUGGCUGAGCUUAUACGUGCUACAGUUAUGUUUCCAGGCACUGAUCAUAUUGACCAGUGGAACAAAAUCAUUGAGCAGCUUGGUACUCCAAGUCAAGAGUUUAUGGCUCGACUUCAAACAACAGUCAGAAAUUAUGUAGAAAACCGACCUAGGCAUACAGGGUUUAAUUUUGAAAAGUUGUUCCCUGAUGUUCUCUUCCCUCCUGACAGUGCAGAACACCCAGGUUUGCGAGCUACAGUAGCAAGAGACUUGUUAUCUAAGAUGUUAGUCAUUGAUCCUGACAAGAGAAUUUCAGUGGAUGAGGCCCUUAAUCAUCCAUACAUUAAUGUAUGGUAUGAUGAAAGGGAAGUCAAUGGACCAUCACCAGGUCCUUAUGACCAUGCAGUGGAUGAAAGAGAACAUACAGUUGAAGAGUGGAAAACACUAAUCUAUAAUGAAGUGAUGGAGUAUGAAAACCGAGAUAAAAGUCAAGAGAAACAAAGUGCUAUGCAAAACCAUAAUGGUGAGAAUUCUUAAGCUGGCUUAGUUUGUAGAAUGAAAAGAUGGCGGGAAUAGUAUGGAGACAGGGGCAGUGAGUGUGGACACCAAUGCAACGAGAGUAGUAGGGGCAGCCUCAGCAACAAAUUCUCAGAACCAUCACUAAUAAUGGCUUUAGUUUGUAUAUAGAUUACAAAUCUUUCCUGGCCCACCCAACAUGUCCAUCCAUAUUUUUUAUUAUUUUUUAGGUUUAAACAUACUUUUUUUUCUUUGUAUUACUUCUGGUACUUUGGUCAUUGAUGUGAAGUCACAUGCACACGAUUUGUUUAAUGAAGGACUAAAAUACUGUUGGACAAGUCACUGUAUAGAAAAUCUUGCGUAACAUUUUAUUUAGAUAAAAAAGAACUAAUAAUUCUACCAAAGUAACCAGCACUCUAGUCAUACACUAUACAAAAGUGUAAACCUAAUUACUUUUCAAAGACUGUUUUUUUUUUUUACUUUAUGAAAUAUGGCUGAUCUUACCACUGCAACAUAGUUUGUAUGACUGAAAUAAUUACAAAGAAAACUGUCUUGACGUUUAGAAUAUAUUUUUUGUAGUCAUAAUGUAGCCUGCUUUAUCUUUAUUAAAUGGGGUCAAGAGGCUCAUGAGUUCAGACUUGCCACUAAUUGUAACAUUUUUCUUAUAUAUUGAUUUGCCUGAAAGCACUUCUAAAAAUGUGCAUGAAUACAUUUCUUUUAUCAAAAAAGUAUUUUUUAAAGGAAUUAAAACAAUUAGAAAUUGGUUUCUAAAAUUAUAAAGUGUAACUAACAUUGGUUCAAAUCUCAUUUUACUAUAUCAAGAAUUCUGAUAAUCAGACCUCCUUCACAUUAUCAACCUUUGCACUAAUGUAUUUAAAAGCUCAAAGCAUUUAUAAAAGCAAUAUGCAAACUUCUUUAGUUCAAAAUAAUUCUUGUAAUUUCAAUAUUUCUAAUAAUUUUACUUACUAAUUUUGUUAAGAUCUUUAAUUGAAUAAAACACUAUGUUAAAAUAAUGCUAGAAGGGGUUUCUUUUCCUUCGAUAUAAACUUGUUUUUAUAAUCAUCUUUUUUUUUUUAACGAGUAAAAAAAAUGACAUUUUAUAAUUUUUGUUUUCCUAACUAAAUUAUUCAGUGAUAAAAAAACUGUUUAAAACUUUUUUCUUACCUAAAGUAAUUCAGUGGUUAAAAUAACUGUUUAUAUUUUUUUUUCCUAACUAAAUUCAGUACUGGUACUUAAAAAAAACUUAUUCAAUUUUUUUAUUUUUUUUUUCGAUUUAAAGGCAAUAUUUUUUUUUUUUUUUGAACUCAAAAACUGGCUUUUUAAAAUAAUUUUAAACAAAAUUUAAAUGUAUAUUUGGCAUCCUGCCACACCUCAGGUGAAAAUAUUUAUAAAUAAAAAUUGGAAUUGUGUACAUUUUUAUUUUGGCUGUUUGUGUGUGUGUGCCUGCGUGUGCACUUUCUGGACUUACUACAUAUGUUUAGUUUCACUUGUUCAGAAAUAAUCAUUCAACCAAUCAGGUGCAGACUCCACUUAUUCCUGUACAUAGCAUUGCUUUGUGUAUGUGUGUCUGUGUUUCAUAAUAGAGUAAUUAUAUUUAGUGCAGGUGUAGUUGCUCUUGUGGAAUCUUUGUUUUGUUUCGCAGAAUAUGCUUUUUUUUUAAAUUUAGUUCCUUUGCUUUGCUAUUUAGUGUUUUAUUAAAAAGUUUUUCUUUAUCUAUGGAAAAACCUCAAAAAGUAAAAAAAAAAAUGAAAUUCCAAAAGAAAAAAAAAAACAAAGUAAAACUCAAAUGCAGUUUUGUAAAACAUGACAUUGUAUCAUUUUGUUUUCUAAGGAUUCUUUAUGAUGUAUAAUAAGGCUGGCUGUGCUAAAAUGGUUAUUCCCACUAUCAAUCUAAGAAUUUAUUUACAUAUGAAGGGACUUUGAGAUUGUUUGUAAAAGCAGUCCUAUUUAACUAUGUGAAAACAAUGAGGCUGUGUUCAUGUACAUUUCAGUUUCAAACUGUAAACAUUUGAGAAAGAGCUUAUGUUAUGUUUUAUUUUGUUACAAUCUACUCAUUAUAACUGGUUGUGCAUAGUUAUUUUCAAGCAUUACUUUUUUUCCCCUCCUUUUCUAGCUUUACUUUAAUCUUUUCUGUUGAAUCUCCAUUUUUGCUUGUUUGUUGUAAACUUCAUUUUCCUAAUGAUCACAUUAAAAUCUCCCACAUUUGAGUUUCAUCAUAACGUUGAGACUUAUUUCCACACAGUUCAAUAAGAUUCACUUCAAAAUAAACAGUCAUUUGACAAUAUAUAAUUUUAAUUAGUUAGCUUACAAAAGCUUUGUGGUGGGGAAAGUUAAAAUAACAUUUUUAUUGUACAUGUAGAUUUGCAGCAUCAACUUUUAAGACAAUAGUGGAUUUUUUUUUCUGUUGUUGACAAAAAUGUUAUCAGUUUUAUCAGCAAAGAAAACAAUUUUAUUCAGACCUAUGCUCCUAUAUGUUGUUUAUUGAUAUUUAUAUAUAUCUCAAUACUUGUUGGAUCUCAGAUCAAUAGAGUGUUUAUUUAUUUCAUUAUGCUGUUGUAAUGGGUUAAUUAUUCUAUUACUCUAUUAUAUUUGGAUUGUCUGCCAAAUAUUAAUGCUAGCUUUAGGUAAAUGUGAAUAUCAUUUCAUUCAUUUCACAGCUCAUUGAAAUUACUUUUGUCUUGUGUGGGCUUUAAACCAUACUUUAGAAUAAUUUACAAGUUUCCUUUUUAAAAAAAAAAGUCUUCACUAUAUUAUAUGUUAACCAGUGGUAUGAAACUCCAAUCUCACUGAAAGCUAUUGUGAUUAGAAGAAUGAUAUUUAAAGCCUAUGGCAAUACGUUGUUUUCAUUUAAAACUCACAGCCUUUGUUUCCCCUAAUACUUGAUUGUUUAAUCUUGAAUUUCAUUUACCACAUAAUUUGUAUACAUACAAAGGAAUUUUAAUUUAACUCUGACCUUUUUUUUUUUUCAAAAGAAAAUAAAUUAGUACUUUAAUUUUCUAAGAUUAAAAAAAUACUUAGUAUCUGUUUUCUCAAACUCAUUGUUACACUAAAUGUGUGGAACUGACAAAUGAAUGAUUUUUUAACUGCAUGUGAAAAGAUUUUGCCAGGAAAUCCAAACUUUGUCUCCUAAAAUAAACAACUUCUUUCAUAGUCAUUGAAAAUCAGGUUUCUCUGGAAAUAUUUUUCUUUUUCAGUUUUUAGCAUUUGUUAAAGUUUGUGAUCAAGCCCUGCAUAUUAAUGUAGAUUUUAGCCAUGAACACAUUUGUAAUGUGUUCCUAGAAAGGCUUCACUAAAAUCCUGAAUUGUUUGAAACGAUUUCACUUUUGAUGCCAUGGUUCUAGGGUGUUGUUUGUUACUUUUUCAUUAAUGAACUUCAUUUUUUAUCUGUCAUUUCAUAAAUUCUUGUAUGGGAUCUUUAAUUGUAUAAUGUACUUCCAUAAUUAUUUUUGACGACCAUGUUUUACAUACAGAACUCAGCUGACAGAGAGAUAGGGCAAACACUUGUUUUGAUAGAAAGAAACUGAAGUAUAUUUUGACAAAUGUAAAUUAAUUUACUUGCACAGUUUUAUAGACUAAAGGAAAUAAUUGUAUUGUACUGUGCACAUUUUACUUGAUAGUAUCAAUGACAAAGUCAUAACUGUGCUGUUUGUACAUUAUGUAUAGAGACAUAAGAUACAACAAUCUAUGUAUACAAACCUAUUGAUAUUCCUGUUGACAUUUAGUUGAGUACUGUUUGUCCUUACCAAGAACCACAGGUUAAUUUUUUUUAUGUAAGGCCAUACACUUUAAUACAGUUGAUAUAUCACUUGUAAUCUGAUGACUUGUGUUUACAGAUGUUAUUCUUUCUCUUCAUUUGAUUGUCUACAUCCUGGUAUUGUAAAAGUAUAGCAGGUCUCUGUCCCUCUUUACAUUGACAGUAAUUCUGAACCUGGGUUUUAUGUCUCAGAACUGUGUACAUAUUUCAUUAGUUUGAAUGUUAGUUUCCUCCUUUUCUUUUUUUUUCUUUUUUUUUUUUGACUGUGGUCCCAUCUUAGAAUUAAAUAUACUAUUUUAUUUUAGAAGUCUCUGUUUAUGUUCUAUUUCUGUUGAUUUAAUCGAUGAAGAUGACCCAGUAAAAAUGAUUUUUUAAAAACCAUAA
Biomphalaria glabrata is the source of this 5729-nucleotide messenger RNA. Its product is annotated as stress-activated protein kinase JNK-like. The record is from RefSeq and is a predicted model, not a curated record. Gene Ontology annotation, molecular function: ATP binding; JUN kinase activity. Gene Ontology annotation, biological process: protein phosphorylation; JNK cascade. The transcript is spliced from 12 exons. NCBI's taxonomy places the organism in Eukaryota, Metazoa, Mollusca, Gastropoda, Planorbidae. Bases 461 to 1612 code for a protein of 383 amino acids. Gene Ontology annotation, cellular component: nucleus; cytoplasm.